CCUACUUCCGGUUUGAUUGCUGCAUGCGUUUUUGAAGUCCUCGAUGUGAUCGGUCAGGAUGAUGUUUGGGUGAUGCUGAUAACAGAACAAUCUAUGUAUAUACAAUGUAUGUAUGAUAUGGAUAACACAUGAAGUCAUACAGCUGCUAAGUCCACAUACACAGUGAGAUCAGACAGACAGCACAGACUUCCAGGAAAUACAAACCCCCCAAAAAAUGUAAAAGGAAAUCAAAUUGGCACUGACCUCAACGGUCAUAAUGUAAAUAUGAUUGUUAUGGCGUGCAAGGUCAUCAUGUGCAUUCCAUAUCAAACGAGUGAUUAAUUCCAUAGCAUCCAAUUAUAAAUACGUACAUGUAGCAACAAUGUGCUAGAAACCUUCCACCGUUGAUCAGCAUAUCUAGUCAUAUUCCAUUGUUGGAAAAAUUUGAAUGCCAUCAUGAUGAACACAUACGAAAGAGAUUUUGUAUUAGGCAGUCUGAUUGGGUGACAAAUUUCUGUUGCCAUGGAGAGCUUGAAGAAACACCUACUGAUGACCUCUGGGAGUCGACCUCUGGGAGCUGGUGAAUCACAGUCGGCAUUCUUUGUUGAGGAGGGAGAGAGUGUGUUUGCUGCACAGGUACAGAGCAGCUACGAGGGAGUGGUCGAGUACCUGGACGCGUGGAAGAAGUUUGAUGGGGCAGGCACCCAUCUUCUCGACUCUCUCCAAAGUGUUACCAAGGAUACUCGGUGUGAGCGGCUGGGACGUGAGACAUGUGGAGCGUUUCAGACCGUCUACAGCAGUAGUAACGGUAUUGACCCAGGCGGGAAACUCAGGGAGAUGGAAAAGCUCAUGUCAGGUCUGAAGUCAAGACUGGACAAGGGAGAGAAACUGGAGAAAAGUCCUACCAAUUCUCAGGUGCUGUGCCAAUGUCUGCUGUUGUUUCUCAAAGUCCAUUCAGACUAUCACCACAUGUGUUCUGUUACCUUGACAACAUUGCUCAACAAACUAGUCCAAAUCUAUGAAAGUACAGAGAAUAAAGACAUGCUUCAGCAAAUGGCUUCCUUAGAUCUCAUUCCUAAAGUCUCCCGAGAUUCCCCUCUUCACAGUGGUGCUGCUCUGCCAAAGAAAAAUACUCCCACCAAUGGAUCUCCAAAACUGAACAAGAACAACACUUUCAAAACUUCUUUGUUCUCGUUGUUUGAACGGAAAUCUUCCCCUGAUGAGAGCAAGUGUGCCUUUUACGUAGACCUUAACCCGACUGGUGCUAGUAGCCAAUUAGAUCCCUUCGCCAGCAGUCAUGUGACACCCCAAAGCCAAUCAGAUAUCCUGGUGCCGAUUGGCUUAGAUCCGGUGCAUGAGGAUGCUGGAGAAGAGGAAAACUUGGUGCAACUGCAGGAUAAAGAUAAUGCAAGGGACGAUGCACAGACAAAAUCUGCAGGCCAGACUGUCAGUGUCCAGUGCCCUGGUCAAGCUAUCAGUAGCCAUCCUGCCACAGAGGAAGACCUUGACCUUGUCAUUAACCUCCUGUCCGGGAUUGGUGGACCAUCUGGUCACAUGGAACCUAUUCCUGAAAACCAGACCCACCUGAGUGUGCCGACAGUGUUCACUAGCCGUACCCCAUCCCCCAGGGACAUAGAUGACCUACGUCUUUCUAAGAUGCCAACACACCGUAGGUCAGAUGGAUGUCUCGACUUCACAGGGAUGGGGGGCCAGGGUCGCAACACUUGGCCCCAUCGUGCAAGUCUUCCUACAAGUUCACUGUCCUCCCAACAGCAUGGCUUCCCGGACCUCUCUGGCUCACACACGGUGCCGCGUCGAUACUCCCAUGAUAUGUGUCAGCGACCGUCUCAUGGUUACACGAGUCCUAUGGGGUCGGGACAAAACCUUUCUGGCGGGUUACAGUGGGGGGCCUUCCCCGAAAGUCGCUACAACAACAGGACAUGGCCACUCAACAGUGGUGGCCUUUCAGGUCACUGCUUUUCAGGUCACGGGUCUGACAACACUCUUAACAGCAGCUGGUCUGCGAUCCAGGACUCGGACGACCUCAGCGAUGAUUCAUCGUGUGGGGAGCAGUUUUUCGCGGUGGGACUUGACCUUGUACAUGCCAUAGAUUCUAAGAGUGGAUGCAGUGAUGACGAGAGCCACAAGCCAGGUAUGAAAUCACCCAACCACGACCGUCCGCACCUGAGUGACGACCGUCCGCACCUGAGUGACGACCGUCCACACAGUGCCGAGGAUCUCCUCCAUGAAAAGCAGAUGGUUGGUCUCUGGCCAUCCAGUCAGAACUGGAAUCAACCUGGACAACUCCUGGCCAAUGAGGAGGCUAGCGAAGGGUCAUAUGACCAGCCUAUCAACCAAUCACAUCGCCCGGUGUCUAUGCAGUGGAGUGAUCCUCUGGCUAACAGGAAUGUCUGGCCAGUGUCAGGUAUUGGUAACUCGCACAGCCUUCAGGGAUUUGGACAACAUCAGUAGUGCUGGUCGCUGGGUUGGUGUGAUUUGGACAACAUCAGUAGUGCUGGUCGCUGGGUUGGUGUGCCAUGUCUAUAUAUGGUUGUCAGAGUUUAAGGUUAGGCAGAGUUGCUGAGAUCUCUCCUGUCACUUCCAACAUCAGGCUGUGAAGAAUUCUGGAGGUCAUGACAGGUCACAGGUCAACUCUCAAUCCUUGAGAUCAAAUAUUCAACGUUCAGUUCAAACACAAAUUAAUGUGAUAUUUAUAUAAUAAAUGUACAAAUUUAGUUAGAAAUGAAUGUACUGGGAUAAAAGUGAAGACUUAAAAUACAAAGGAAGUAGUUACAUUGAAAUUUAAUCUUUUUACUUCAGAUCUAUGAAAUUCCGAUUUUUGAAAGGCUAACAAUUAGUAAUUGUUGAGGGAUCAGACAAGUUGGAUGUAUGACUUGGCAGACCAGAAGAUUUUGAUAAGCUAUGUUAUAUUUUCAGAGUCAAUCAUUUAUACGCAACCAUUCUCAUGUUCAAGCAUGGAUUUUGUGCUCAAGCAGAAUUUCUUGUUCCUGUUAUAUAUCAUUUAAAAAAAUCUUAAUUUGUCAAUGGGUUGUCAAAGCAUUGAAGAAAAUUUAAGCCGAUCACUGUUUUCAAUUUUUACAUUUGACUUUUUGAUCGUUUGAACAUGAGAACGGUUUCAUGAAUACAGGCCGAGGAGAAUGUUUAAGUGUACCAAUGAUCAGCUAUUCUGUAUAUCUAUUCCAAUAGACACAUUAGUGAUGAGCGUGACACGUUUCAUUCUAAACAGUGCUGCCAUGGCCUUUAAUUGAUUGUCACAUUAAUGGGUGUACGCCAUUGAGAUGCCAACGGCCCCUCCGUUUGUCUGAUUGUGCUACAAAUAAGUGCACAAGUUUGCGAUGGAAUUGCAGUUUCUUUCCAUUGCCUCAUUUGGGCCUAUACUUGGGCAGUUUGUGGGACUUCUGUAACGCUGGGACUUCUGUAACAGUCCCAGUUACAAAUAAAACGUGUUUAAUGAUGGCAGAACAUAAUUCUAACACUUUACACUGUAUUCACAUUAAUUGUUAAACUUUUUUUUUUAAAUAAGUUGAGAUUAGUAAAAAGUUUAAACAAGAAGUGUUCCUUAGGAAUGAUUCUGAAAAGAGUUUUGCAUAAUAAAAAAAUCAUGAACAAUUUACAUCAUUUUGUUUACAAAACAAAUGACAUCUUAAUCAGAUCAAAUUGUUACAAAUUGUAUUAAGCUACAAGUAGACGCAUGUAUUAAAAAUUAAAUCAUGUUUCUAUAUUGUUAAAAUUACUGAGGCUGAUACUGUAAAAGUUCUUUUUUUCGCAGCAGUCUGUAAUUUUCGCGAAGUUCCUGAAGUGGUAAGUUUCAAGGGAUCUCUUUUUCACAAUUUCUGGUCAAGUGGCCGUGAUAAAUCAUGAUACAGUAAUGAUAGAUAAACCUAACUAUGUAUUCCUGGAAUAAUUCAUACUGCGAAAAACUGCAAUAUCACAAUCAUCCCUGCCUUACUGUUGAUUGUAUUCUGACGAACUAUCAUGACUAAGAUAUUUGCCAACUUACCAGUAGAUGACUAUAUUUCAACAGUGCUGUUUUAAGUAUUACACUAUGUAAACUUACUGUGCUGGACAUGGCUGUUGAAGUUAUUAAUGGAAUAAGGUAUAUAUAUUAUAUAUAGAAACUUAAUUUAUUUUACAACAAUGAUAAAACAAGUUAUAUCAACUUAUAUU
Messenger RNA from Mizuhopecten yessoensis (Yesso scallop), 4167 nucleotides. RefSeq lists its product as uncharacterized. Bases 502 to 2451 code for a protein of 649 amino acids. The transcript has 10 exons. NCBI's taxonomy places the organism in Eukaryota, Metazoa, Mollusca, Bivalvia, Pectinida, Pectinidae. The record is from RefSeq and is a predicted model, not a curated record.